Microthlaspi erraticum is the source of this 399-nucleotide messenger RNA. NCBI's taxonomy places the organism in Eukaryota, Viridiplantae, Streptophyta, Magnoliopsida, Brassicales, Brassicaceae. The record is from the annotation of a GenBank genome assembly.
AUGGCAAAGAACUGUAAUUUGAUAUUCUUCAUAGCGGCGGUAUUAGAGUCUUUUACACUCGCCGGUCUCCUGGCAAACGCUUCCGGUGCCGGAGAGCCUCCUCUCUUAUUCACGUUCGGCGACUCUUCCUACGACGUUGGCAACACCAACUGGCCAAAGCACUCCAUCGCCCUAGCUUUCGGUACAGCCUCUUUGAUUCCAGAGGUGAAAUUCUCCGAAGGAUCUCAAAUGAUCCAUCACGCUACGGACUUAGGAUAUAGUGAUACGACGACCUCAUGCUGUGGUACUGGAUCGAGAAAUGCGUCCGGAUGCGGUUAUAGCGACGUGCCUUGGAAUCUCAGCAGUGAUCCAAAAUCGUUUCUGGUUCUUCGACGGGCGUCACAACACGGAGAUAACUAA